Molecule: messenger RNA, 1143 nt
Organism: Penicillium oxalicum
Lineage: Eukaryota; Fungi; Ascomycota; Eurotiomycetes; Eurotiales; Aspergillaceae
Gene: argB
Product: ornithine carbamoyltransferase
Exons: 1
Coding region: 1-1143 (380 amino acids)
Biological process (GO): L-citrulline biosynthetic process
Cellular component (GO): mitochondrion
Molecular function (GO): amino acid binding; ornithine carbamoyltransferase activity
Source: RefSeq, a predicted model, not a curated record
AUGGCAAGCAGUUUCAAAGCUGCCACCCGCUAUGGCGCCCAAAGUGUAAUUCAGUUGGCUGGCUCCACCUCCUCCAUGAGUCGAACACUGCAGGCUAAUGGUCUCCGACGAUUUGCCCACCAGAGCCAAACGAUGCCUCCUACUUCGCCAUUUGCUCCCCGUCAUCUUCUCUCCAUUGCCGACUUGACCCCCGCGGAAUUUGCGACCCUGGUCCGCAAUGCCGCGUCACACAAGCGGGCCAUCAAGUCAGGCGCUAUUCCGCAAAGCCUGCUGGGAUCUAUGUCGGGGAAGACCGUCGCUAUGAUGUUCAACAAGCGAAGCACUCGUACUCGCGUGUCCACCGAGGCGGCUACUGUCCAGAUGGGCGGCCACCCCAUGUUCUUGGGCAAGGACGAUAUUCAGCUCGGGGUGAAUGAGUCGGUCUAUGAUACCUCCGUGGUCAUUUCGUCCAUGGUUUCGUGCAUUGUCGCGCGAGUCGCCAAGCACUCCGAUGUGGCCGAUCUGGCCAAGCACUCCUCAGUCCCCGUAAUCAAUGCGCUGUGUGACUCAUUCCACCCUCUGCAAAUCAUUGCCGACUUCCUCACCAUCUAUGAAAGCUUCACCCCCAAGGCACAUGGCUUGUCCAGCCUAGGCCUUGAGGGUCUGAAGAUUGCGUGGGUGGGUGAUGCCAAUAACGUUCUCUUUGAUCUGGCUAUCGGCGCAACCAAGAUGGGCGUUGACAUGGCUGUCGCCACGCCCCAGGGCUAUGAAAUUCCCAGCGAGAUGCUGGACAUCAUUCAGCGUGCUGGCGAGGGCGUCACAACCCCCGGGAAACUCACGCAAACCAACGUUCCCGAAGAGGCGGUCAAGGACGCCGACAUCCUGGUCACCGACACUUGGGUAUCCAUGGGCCAGGAGGAAGAGGCCAAGCAGCGCAUGAAGGCCUUUGAAGGCUUCCAGAUCACCAAUGAGCUGGCUCAGCGGGGUGGUGCCAAGGAAGGUUGGAAGUUCAUGCACUGCCUGCCUCGACACCCCGAGGAAGUCAACGAUGAGGUCUUUUACAGCCCGCGCUCCUUGGUCUUCCCCGAAGCCGAGAACCGCCUGUGGGCCGCGAUUGCCGCCUUGGAAGCAUUUGUUGUGAACAAGGGCAAGAUUGUGGAGUAA